UAGAUCUUAUAUAAAUGGUAAAUUUCGCGCUUAGUUUCGCUCAUUCCAACCAAAAUGGACAAAAUAUUCAGGUCGGAAAUCUCAGACAAUUCGCACUUGUGCGAAUUGGAAAACUUGACCAUCGCCAAUUACGCUUUGCAACGUCUAAAGAGCCGCAUUGAGGUGCUCGGAGACAAACCCUGGCUUGUGGACACGGUGAAAGGAAAGGAGAUUUUGUUCAAAGACGUGGAAUGUCGCGCCAGAAGCGUGGGCAGCGCGUUGAGCCGGCGCGGCUUCGCAAAGGGCGAUUCGGUGCAAAUCGUGAGCAGCGACGUGGUGGACGCGACUUUGCUGCAAACCGCAGUUUGGCUCAUCGGGGGCUUCACGCGGAACUGCUGCACUGACGAUUCCCCAGAGGAAAUUGCGAGGCAAAUGAAGCAAAUCGAAUGCAAAUUCGUCGUCGCCGACAAAGAAACGAUGCAAAAAGUGACGGACGUGCUUAAGUUGUUGGACUUUAAGUGCUCCGUCAUAACUAUUGGGGAUAAUUUAAGUGUCAAAAACUCGGUCAAAUUUACAGAUUUGAUCUCUGAUGAUGGAUCAGCUUUUCCGGAGACGGAAAUCGAUGGCAGGGAAGACGCGAUUCUUGUUUGCAAUACCAGCGGCAGUACCGGACAUCCAAAGGGUGUCGUCCACACGCACCACUCCAUCCUUUCAACCGUCGCCGUUUUUGAGGGAAAUCUCCCGAUUGACGCGAAAUCUGAUGUUUUCUUAUGCACCAACACAUUUACAAUUUCCUACGCAUGGAUGUGCAUCGUGAGCCUCGCAAUAGGAUUUUCUGUUCACACCAUGGGCAAGUUUAAAAAGGAGCUGCUGCUCGAGCACUUGCUCAAGUACCGGACGCCAAACGUAUCUUUCUAUCCUUACAUCGGCAGUUGGUUUGUCAGAAUUUUGGAGACGACGAAACACGAUUUUUCCUUCAUCAAAGAAAUUUCGUUCGGCGGCGGCGUCCUCGACACUACAACUUUCCACAUUUUGAAGAAGUACCUGCCAAAUGUCGCCAUUAAUCAGACUUACGCUUCAACUGAGUGCCUUGGAAUUGCUAAAACUUUUAACAAAGAUGGCAAAAAAUUGAACAUCAAAAUCACCCCUGAAGGAGAAAGUUUGGCCUCAAACGGAUUUCUUUUUCCCUCGGUGGAAGUUAAGAUUGCAGAUUUCGAUACUGGUGAAUUACUGGACGAAAACCAACUUGGGAAAUUGUACGUCCGCUCCAAAUUCUUGUUGAAAGGCUACCUCGGAGUGAACGGAAAAAUGGACAGGUCUUGUCUGGACGCGGAGGGUUGGUUCGAUACCGGGGACAUGGCGUUCGUGGACGAAGAGGGCGAGUUGUUUGUGCGCGAGCGAGUUUCGUUCAUGUUCGUGUACAUCAACCGGCGCGUGAUUCCGAGCGAAAUCGAGGCGCUGCUGCUGGAGCACCCGGCCGUGCAGAUGGUGUGCGUCCUCGGGGUGCCGCACGUCGACACCAACUACCAGGCCACGGCGUUCGUCGUCCUGAAAAGGGGCAAGCUCGCCACCGAAGAUGAACUCAAGCGAAUCGUGGCGCGAAAACUCCCCGAACACAAACACUUGCACGGCGGCGUCCAGUUCGUCGAGUCCUUGCCCGAGAACAGGGGCGGAAAACUGGACAGGAUCGCCGUUUGGAAGAAGCACUGCCACAGAUUUCAGGCUUGACGCAUCUUUGAAUCGGAAUUAUUGCAUUUUAUUGUAUUUUAUGACUUUUACAAAUAUAUGUGUUAGAAAAGCGUAAUUUAAUUUAAUGAAAUUGUUACUUACAAUUUUAAUACUUAUUUGUGCAUGGUUUAGUUAUUAGAACAAAUAAAUUAUUUAAAAAAUAUCAUGAGAUAUAAA
This is a messenger RNA of Neocloeon triangulifer, 1884 nucleotides long. RefSeq lists its product as uncharacterized. The transcript is spliced from 10 exons. Gene Ontology annotation, molecular function: CoA-ligase activity. NCBI's taxonomy places the organism in Eukaryota, Metazoa, Arthropoda, Insecta, Ephemeroptera, Baetidae. Bases 55 to 1707 code for a protein of 550 amino acids. The record is from RefSeq and is a predicted model, not a curated record.